AAUAAAAUAAAAUAAAAUAAAAAGUCAAAAAGUCCCAUCUCCAGUCGACCAAUCCAGGCUUCAGAUGUAAUGACUAUCAUGGGAAAAAGAAAAAAAAAGAAAAGAGCCUCAGCUCUCCAGCAAAACUUCCAGUAAACUCGGCGGUCUACAAAAAUACCAACAAUUAAAAAAAAAAUCGUGGUAUGAAGCAAGAUUAAGAGAAAAAACCAGCACAACGUGAUGCUGGAGCUCAGUCAGCAGCUUAUGUCUGUUGUGUUUGGGCUCGUGUUUUGGUGUGUGUCCGCGCGGCCUCGGCCUACUCACUGCCUGUGCUUUCUGCUGCGCUCAAUGGCCCUCACUCCCACACACAUUUCUGCUUUUUUUUAUCUGCCUCCUUUUUUCCUUUUCAAAGUCAGGGGGCGAAGCCAAAUGGCAUGGGAACGAAAGCGAGAAGAGGGUGCGAGCUAAGUAACUUAAAUCCAUCCAUCCCUUGUAUCUGAGUCAUUUCUAUUAUUAUUAUUUCCUCAAAUGAUAAAAAUAUUACGUGUGUAUUUGCUGCGCGUAAAAAUCAUAAAAUCGAGCGGUUAAUGCAACUACCGGAGGAGAGCCAGAGACUGGAGGGUUUCUUGUUAUUUAGGGGGCAGAGAGGGGCUGCUGUCAGGCUCUUUGCACGGAGGGAAAGAUUGAUCACCACACUUUUUUUCCCACUCGGGGCUCCUCGUGCCCUCCCCAAAAUAUCCUCUGCUAAACUCUCCCUGAUCUUUAUAAAAAUCUACAUGUGCGUCCUGUUGAGUCUGUGGGCCACUCAGCACACUCUCACAUACAAUUAGCGUUGAUAUUAUUGCUGCUGUAUUAUUAUUUUUGCUAUUAGGAGGAACAGGAGGCCCGCGCGCUCCCCUCCUUUUCGAGCGACCUCGCUGUGAACUCUCUCUCUCUUUCUCUGCGUAAACACACCGACCAUUUUUAACACACAUACAUCACACUGAGAGGGUGAGAGGAAGACAUUUGGAGCCCGUGAGGCUAUUUUAGACAUUCAGGGUUCUAUCUAUCUUUUACAAACACUGACAAACAACUAAUAAUAAAAAACAAACACAUGAAACAAAAAGUUGUCAACUUACACACCAACAGGCUCCCUCUCUCUUCCCAGUUUACUAUAAAUUUCUCUCUCUCUCUGCUUCAUCUUCCUCUGAGUACAAAUGUUCAUCAACCUCUCCUCCUGCGCCAUUUAAACCCCUCUCCAAGUUUUUUCCUGUCUAAAUUGUGGAUUCUCAGCCUCUGUCACACUUUAUAAGAUUAAUGAGCUGCGCGCUGUAAACAGUACACGGAGCCAUAUUGUAAACGGUGGCGACCAGCUCCGUUCACCUAAUGUUAACCGUCAUUACAUCACCCAGAGGACCGAAAAAAUGUCCGAGAGAUGCUCUAUUGUUUGUGCGUAACACCGGAGCUCCGGAUGCGCCUACCCGCCGCCCACACGGCGCACAUGGCGACCGUCGCUUUUUUUUCUUCCUCCCCACAGUUUCCCCCCCUGUUAAGACAAAACAAUACCCUGUCAUAUACCCUCUUUGCCACAGCAUUUGGUGGAAAAAUAAUAAUGCUGCUUCCCACAGCCAUCGCCGCCGCCAGGCCCGGACCCCCGAUUGGCUGAUUUGGAUCACAUGACCAGGAAUUGGCUGCAAUUUCGCCCCACAGUUCUUCAGUUUAGCCUACCCAGGUCCCCAUACGCUAGUAAUAUCACCAAUAUACACAAUUAUUAUAUAGCCACCGCAUUUACGCCAUUGCGGUCGAGAGCCUCCAUGCUCGUGCGUUUUUUUUUCAUUUAUUUUUUUAAGAAGCCAUAUUGUUGUGUGCGUGUGCGAGCGUGCGUGUGUGUAUGUGUGUGUUUUUUAUUUUUUUUAUUUUGGGGAAGGGAUUGUUCGGGGGGUCUCGCCGUUUGAGGUAGAAGCCGGUUUGAGGGAGCUAUGAAUUUUGAAUUUGAGAGGGAGAUCGGUUUUAUCAACAGCCAGCCGUCCCUAGCAGAGUGCCUGACGUCCUUCCCCGCCGUCCUGGAGUCAUUUCAAACUUCAUCAAUCAAGGAGUCGACAGUAAUUCCGCCUCCCUUCGAGCACACCAUCCCCAGCCUCAGCCCCUGCACAGCCAGCCAGCCAAGACCGGCUGCUAGGAGCCAGCAGAACCGGAGAACCUCCGUCACUAAUGGCCUCCAGACGCACCACCGAGCCGCCCAGCAGCCCUGCCCGCCCGGCCAGGCCCCCGCCUCGGCCACGGCCACCCCGGCCGGUCCGCUGGCCCACGAGUUCCCCUGGAUGAAGGAGAAGAAAUCGUCGAAGAAGUGCACCAAGCCUGGGAGCAGCUCCAGCGGUGGAGGAUCCAUCCUGCCCCCUGCCUCGUCCUCCCCUUCGCCGACCGCCCCCGGGUACGCUUCGGCGGGCAUCGAGUCACCCACAGACCCGAGUCAGGCGAGUCUGGAUAGCGGAGGAGCCGGGUCCCGCCGGCUGCGCACCGCCUACACCAACACGCAGCUGCUGGAGCUGGAGAAGGAGUUCCACUUCAACAAGUACCUCUGCCGGCCUCGGAGGGUGGAGAUCGCGGCGCUUUUGGAUCUGACGGAGCGGCAGGUUAAAGUUUGGUUCCAAAACCGGCGCAUGAAACACAAGCGACAGUCUACGCACCACAGGGACGGCGGUGGAGGAGGGGGAGGCCACGAAUCCAGCGAGUUUGAGCCGCUCGAAGGCGCCGAUGCUUCGUCUCCGUACUCGAGCCAGCCGCUGGAAGCUUCUGGCACCGGGGAGGCUGCGUCGGACGGCGAGGCGGGGAGCUGCAAUCCAUCUUCGGCCAACGCCUACGCUAAUGACAGCGGGGACAAUGCACAACCCACGCCGGAAAAGGGAGGCCGAUUGAGCCGUCCAGAGCGCGCACAGUUGCCAGCGGCACCUGGCUCCUCUGACCCUGCCGCGGCGCACCACUCCACCGCGGCCGGCUCGGCUGAUAACCCGGGCCUGAUGCAGCUCGAGGCCGCACCCGCAGCUGCUGCAGCGUCCGAUCCGUCAUUCUCCGAGGACUCAUCCAUCACCUCCUCUUCUGCUCCUCCUGUCGCCUCCUCCUCAUCAUCAUCCGCGCUCCCGGACCUGACCUUCUUCGCCGGGGACGCAUGCCUGUCACCCAGCCUGCAGAGCUCCCUGGAUAGUCCGGUGGAUUUCUCCGAGGAGGACUUCGACCUGUUCACAAGCACACUGUGCACCAUAGACCUGCAGCACCUCAACUUCUGAGGCAAAAUGUAAAACUAGAAAUAAAUAAAUAAAAAAACAGGAUGACGGACAGGCCUAUGUGGAUGAACAAUCGAGCGGAGGCUGUUGUUUAAAAAGCAUAAAAGCUUCUCGGCAACAUUCCUGAAACAUUUCUGAAAAUUCUGUUCGUUUUAAAAAUAACGUUUUUUUCCUCUUCUUGUUGGUUUUAUUUUUAAUUUAGUUUAAUUUCG
Molecule: messenger RNA, 3451 nt
Organism: Plectropomus leopardus (leopard coralgrouper)
Lineage: Eukaryota; Metazoa; Chordata; Actinopteri; Perciformes; Serranidae
Gene: hoxb2a
Product: homeobox B2a
Biological process (GO): regulation of transcription by RNA polymerase II
Cellular component (GO): nucleus
Molecular function (GO): DNA-binding transcription factor activity, RNA polymerase II-specific; RNA polymerase II cis-regulatory region sequence-specific DNA binding
Source: RefSeq, a predicted model, not a curated record